AUAUAACUACAGACUUUAAUUGUCCUUUGGAAAUAAACCCAUAGAACUCAGUGAAAGGGUGUGAGCUGUUAGCUUGUGUUAAGAUUCUUGUUAUUCUUCCAUAUUUUAUAAAUAAAUGUAGGAAAGGUAUUCCCAGCUCAUACACACCUACAUUAUACAAAUAUAAACAUAUGAAAGGCACUUGUUCACAUAUUGUGUGUUGUGAAGAAAGUUGUCUAGCCCUACUGUCAAUACCACAUUACACUUGAAUACCAGAUUCUAUUGACAAACACAUAAUAGAGAUCACUAUCAUUCGUCAACCAAAAGCCUUGUUAUCCUUAAAAUGCACACAAAUCUAUAUAUGCACCUAUAGCUAUAAACCUUACAUAAACAUAUAAAUUACAAAUGUACCUUUCUUACUAUCAUAAUACAUGAUAAUUGAACACGACUAUGUUAUUUAUUUUCUAUGUUGAAACUUAACAUAUCCUGAUAUGAAGCUAACACGGGGAGAAAAUAUCGGGCCACAGAUGACAUACUACACGCUUUGCUCUUACUCUCUAUUCAUGCUUCAACGAUUACACUGUCACCAACGUAAACAGUGUGCCUAGCGACGGUCAGGACGAGCAUGUGUAAGAGCUGCUAACACCCGAUUGCGAUGUGAUUGGACAGGCUUAAGACUUUCGGUACUGCUAGGAAAUUAAGCGGCUUGUGUUUAAUCUAAGACCGAAAUAUUGUUACCCUUUAAUCAGAAUGCAACAGGAACAGCAAACUUCCACCAAUCCUGUGUCUGUACAAAAACCGUAUGUGGCCCGAACCAUGGGGCCCAACAUUACGGCGCCACCCCCUAAUACCAUCGACGGGAAGUACGCUGCGGAGCACCUAGGGGGCGCUCUCACCUUGGCCCUGUCAGAGAUAGCAACAUGUCGACCAAAUGAUCCGAUAGAAUACCUAGCAAACUGGCUCUACAAAUACAAGGCCAACUCUGACCACCAUAAGCAACAACUGGCAGAAGCCAAACAGCUGGAGAAAGAGGAAGCUGAGAUGGUAAAGGAACGUGAGUGGAAGGAGAGAAGACAGGCAGAACAAAGACAGAUGGAGCAAGAGGCAAGAGAGAAGGCAGAGAAGGAGGAAGAGGAACGAAGGAAGAGAGAGCAAGAGGAUUUACAGAGAAAAGCAAAGGAAGCUGCCCUGGCCCAAAGACCAAACCUGGAGACUUUGAAGGAGGAGGAAGGUGAGGAAGAUGCUGAACGAGGGAGGGAAAAAGACUUCACAGGACAGACAGAGUUACACAGACUGGCCUCAAUGCCAGAUUCAGCCCUAUUGUCAGUGUUAAACAUGGGAUACAGUCUGGCUGAGAGGAAUGGAAACAACCAAACCCCUAGGGAGGUAGCUAUGGAGAAAGGUUACCAGGACCAUGUUGAUACCAUAGAUGAGUUCGUGCAAAGCCUUGUUGAGAAUGAAAAGUUUAAAGAGUUAGAGAAACUCUUAUUGGAUGGUUAUGAUCAAUGGGAGGUUGUGUUACAAAACAUCAAGGCUAAAGAACCAUCAGAGGGCAUCAUCAGGUUUAUGGAUUCCAUUGCCGACUAUCAGGAGAGGAUAAGUGCAGUACUACGGGCAGCCCAGACUGGUGUUGUACGUGACCUACAACAGGCAUUAGAACGGAGGAGUCUUGCUACAGCCAGAGACAAAAGUGGACAGGGCCCCUUACACAUAGCGGUACUAGCCAACCAAUCAGACGCUGUCCAGUAUAUUGCCACAAACUUCCCAGAAACGCUCAAAGCUAGAGAUAAUAUGUACCGCACACCGCUUCACUACGCCAUGGCACUGUCAGAAGAUCUUGCCCAAAUCCUCACAGAAAAUGGAGCAAAUGUUAAAGUGAAAGAUGCAAAACAGAAAGUUGCUGCCUAUUAUAAAGAGAAUCCCAGUGAUAUCGAGACAUUACAGCGUUCCCUUCCCCCGAUAGAGGAAAGUCAAGGUCAAAUGGAAACUACGCAGCAGAGUGAACAAGGUCAAGGACAACAGGAAGAGGAAUAAAAUGAACAAAGAUAUUUAAAUUGCAGGAUGAAUUUAGACCAUACUAGUGACAUUGGAGAACAUUUCGAUAUGUGGAGGCCAUGUGCAAAACUUGAAUAACAUGUCACCAAUUUGUAGUCAAUUUAAACUUUGAAGGAGUCUGAAAAGCUGAAUUUACUUUUAUAAAACAGAAAUGCAAGGAGGAAAAACCUGUGGAGUCAACAGUGCUGAAAGAUACAUUUAUAUACAAAUGUAGAUAUUGUUUUCGAAUUUCGAUCCACACUUUUAUUUUCCGAUAACACUCUAUGUAAUAUGAUAUAGUUAGCUGUUGGUUGCAUGAUCAUGAGAGGACCCUGGUGAUCAUUUACAUGUAAUUACUUAAACUCUAGGGGGACGAUAUACUUGUUAUUUUUUAUUUCAUUAGAAAUCGACAAAUUUCAAGAAAACUAUACAACAUACACGUGCAUAAAUUUUAAUUUCUUCAUUUUCUACCAAAACUAUUGAAUUAUAAAUUAUCUUUUGGGUUUAAAAUUUUUUUUGAAAAAGGGAGGUCAUGAUAUAAGUAUUUUGGUGAUGAAUUUGUCUACCAUAUAUAUUAUCUCAUGACCUAUAUACAUAAACUACCAGCUCAGGGAUGGCAGAUCUUCAACAAUAUCUUGUCUGUAUCUACGCAUAAUAGCCAGUGUUGUAUGUUGAUAUUGAACAUUUGUUAAUUUUAGGAAGUCUUGAAAAGUAAACAUCCACAAAAGAUUUCUUGUGGAACUAAGUACAAUACAUAUGAUUUCAAUUCACAGUGAAAAUGACAAUGUCAAUGCUUCAAGCACAUAUAACUGUAACAUGACAUCAAUACUAAGCUAAUUAGAGUGGAUAUAUCUAACAGUGAUAUAUAUAUAUAUACACAGUAUCUCUCAUCUAGAUCUAUAUACGAUCAAUGAUAUUUUAGAAUUGUAGAAUUAAACUAAUUAAUUCUGUUUGGUUAUUAGAAUAUAGAUAUUAUUGACUAGGUUUUUGUUUACUGCUGAUGUUAAAUAAAUUGCACAAAUUUGAAUUCUUUCAAUGAUUCAUUUGUUUUUUGUUAUGCACAAAUCUACAUUAUUAAUGAAUAAAUAU
Pecten maximus is the source of this 3102-nucleotide messenger RNA. RefSeq names its product caldesmon-like. The record is from RefSeq and is a predicted model, not a curated record. Gene Ontology annotation, molecular function: protein binding. Bases 730 to 2013 code for a protein of 427 amino acids. NCBI's taxonomy places the organism in Eukaryota, Metazoa, Mollusca, Bivalvia, Pectinida, Pectinidae. The transcript is spliced from 9 exons.